Molecule: messenger RNA, 2512 nt
Organism: Gossypium raimondii (Peruvian cotton)
Lineage: Eukaryota; Viridiplantae; Streptophyta; Magnoliopsida; Malvales; Malvaceae
Exons: 1
Coding region: 420-2327 (635 amino acids)
Biological process (GO): cell surface receptor signaling pathway
Molecular function (GO): protein binding
Source: RefSeq, a predicted model, not a curated record
UGGAGAAAAUCUCGUUUCACCAUUACAAAAUCUUUCUGUCUCCCCCCUCUCCCACUUUGCAUACACCGGCGGCGCCACCUCUCCAUCGCGGCCACCGCCCCUGCCACUAUGCAAUUCAAUUAUUAUGAAAAGAUCCUUUUCCUUUACCGAAACUAGUUUUUUCUGGUCCCAUAUUUCUUUUUCCAGCUCCAAUAACACGCAAAAAAACAUCAAUACAAACCCCGUAUAUAGAAUUGUCCAUCUUUCUUUGCAUUCCUUCGAACCUUGCCCUUUUUACAAGGACAGUUGGGAACAAAACAUUCACCGUUUCGUCGUUGCCCUUGUCCUUGUGUUUUAUCUUCCUGGGAAAAGGAUCCUGGUCAUAAUUUGAUAUAUUGUGAUUUGAAAGGCCCUUGCUUGUUUCCAAGUCCGCUUAGGCCAUGGAGGACAUUGUGAAACAGAUCUUGGCAAGGCCAAUACAAGUGGCAGACCUUAUAGUCAAGGCCGCCGAUGAAGCACAAUCUUUCAAACAAGACUGCCUAGAGCUUAAAACCAAGGCCGAGAAGAUAUCAGCGCUCCUCCGUCAAGCUGCUCGUGCCAGCAACGAACUUUACGAACGCCCGACACGCAGGAUUGUGGACGACACCGAACAGGUCCUCGAGAAGGCCCUAGCUCUUGUCCUCAAGUGCGGGGCAACCGGUUUCAUAAAGCGAGUUUUCACCAUUAUCCCUGCGGGAGCCUUUAGGAAAUUAGCGAUACAACUCGAGAAUUCUAUAGGAGACGUUUCGUGGCUGUUGCGCGUGUCAUCCUCGGAUGGUGAACAUGAUGAUGAAUAUCUCGGGCUUCCUCCUAUCGCAGCCAACGAACCAAUAUUGUGCCUUAUAUGGGAACAGAUUGCCAUUCUUUAUAAAGGUACAGUAGAAGAACGAUCUGAUGCUUCUGCUUCCUUGGUUUCCUUGGCUCGGGACAAUGAUCGAUACGGUAAGCUGAUCGUAGAGGAAGGAGGGAUCCCUCCUUUAUUGAAGUUGUUGAAGGAAGCGAAGCCAGAAGGUCAGGAGAACGCAGCAAGGGCGAUUGGGUUGCUGGGACUUGAUCCGGAAUGCGUGGAACAGAUUGUUAAUGCUGGUGCUGGCUCGGUGUUUGCGAAAAUCCUCAAAGAAGGUGACAUGAAGGUUCAAUCCUUGGUGGCUUGGGCUGUAUCAGAAUUAGCAGCGCAUUACCCCAAAUGCCAAGACCAUUUUGCGCAGAACAAUAUAAUCCGGUUUCUCGUGAGCCAUCUCGCCUUUGAGACCGUUCAAGAACACAGUAAGUAUUCCAUUACGAGUAAGCAAGCCAUGUCUGGUAAUCCGGGUGGUGCGGAACCUAACCAGAUGCACAAUGUGGUUGUUAACUCUAUGGCUAUGAGAAGCCAGGUUCCUGAGGGUCCUAAGCUAAAUAAACCACACAGUUCGUCAGGAAGUCACCACCUCCCUCCCAAAGGCAACCUACAACCCGCCAAGUCAAACCAGCAUCACCAUCACCACCACCAUCCACAAGGACACCAUGUUUCAUUAUCUGGAACUAGCAUCAAGGGAAGGGAAUUUGAGGACCCAGCCACCAAAGCACAAAUGAAGGCGAUGGCGGCUAGAGCCCUGUGGCAGCUUUGCGUGGGAAAUCUUGGUAUAUGCCGUACCAUUACGGAAUCAAGAGCUCUAUUGUGCUUUGCAAUUCUAUUAGAGAAGGGCUCCGAAGAUGUACGGUCGUAUUCAUCCAUGGCAUUGAUGGAAAUCACGGCUGUAGCGGAGCAAAAUCCUGACCUGAGACGCUCUUCAUUCAAGCCUACAGCCCCUGCUGCCAAAGCUGUUGUGGACCAGAUGCUCAAAGUCAUACAGAAGGCAGAAGACACAGAUCUCCUAGUGCCUUGCAUCAAAUCGAUUGGAAACUUGGCCAGGACUUUCCGAGCAACCGAAACCAGGAUGAUUGAACCGUUGGUGAAACUGCUUGAUGAAAGGGAAGCGGAUAUUACCGUGGAGGCUGCCAUUGCACUUAACAAGUUCGCCACACCUGACAAUUACCUCCAUGCUAUUCAUUCAAAAGCCAUCAUCAGUGCGGGAGGCGCCAAGCAUCUAAUUCAACUAGUUUACUUCGGAGAACAAAUGGUUCAGUUUCCUUCUUUGACCCUGCUGUGUUACCUUACCUAUAAUGUUCCUGACAGUGACAGCCUUGCAAAAGAAGAGGUUCUUAUAGUUCUGGAGUGGGCAUCAAAGCAAGCUCAUCUAAUGGGAGAUCCUAAUAUUGCUGAACUAUUGCCAGAAGCCAAAAGUAGAUUGGAACUCUAUCAAACUAGGGGUUCAAGAGGAGUCCAUUAACUUGAAUUUUUAAUCAUUUCGUGCAUCAUUUUCUGAAAUAGUUCAGUUUUUGUAAAGUUUUAUUCCACCACCAUGAACUGUACAUACAUUAGCAUUGAUGUCAACACUGUUAUGGGCUUAUGGUAGUUCUAUAGGAGACACUUAUUAUCGCUCUUAGGCAAUAAAGAUUAUGCUUCUUACGUUAA